Messenger RNA from Notolabrus celidotus (New Zealand spotty), 5091 nucleotides. Its product is annotated as synaptopodin-2. Gene Ontology annotation, molecular function: actin binding. Gene Ontology annotation, cellular component: actin cytoskeleton; Z disc; nucleus. The record is from RefSeq and is a predicted model, not a curated record. The transcript is spliced from 7 exons. Lineage: Eukaryota; Metazoa; Chordata; Actinopteri; Labriformes; Labridae. The coding region runs from base 141 to 4973 and encodes 1610 amino acids. Gene Ontology annotation, biological process: positive regulation of actin filament bundle assembly.
GGACUCAGGGAGAGGAGCUCAGAUGAUGGGGAUAAUACAGCGGUGUGGUGGGGUGGAGGUGGUAUCUGUUAAGUGCAGCUGGUGCGGCUGACAGCUCCAUGAUCGCGCUGUGGAGGUUUGGCUGAGGAGCUGUUCGCAGCAUGGGCACCGGGGAUUACAUCUGCGUGACGCUGCGUGGUGGUGCACCCUGGGGAUUCACCCUGCGGGAGGGAGAGGGGGACACCUAUAGACCCCUAAUACUCACCCAGGUAGAAGAAGACGGACGUGCCUUUCAGGCCGGAGUUCGGGAUGAUGAUGAGGCGGUGUCACUUAAUGGCGAACCAUGUGCUGACCUCACCCUCAUGCAAGCCUUGGAGCUCAUUGACGCAUCCAUUGACUGUGUGCAGCUGCUUGUGAAAAGAUACAGUGCCAUCCCUUCAGAUGACAAUAAAUCAGAAGAGGCAUCCUGUAGUGAAAGGGACUCAUCUGGUGAGGUUCUUGAGAGCACCACCCUCCACAUCGUCUCUCCAAAGCACAGGUCCCAGAGCCCAAAUGAACUCUACAUAUCUGAGUCCCAGGAUGAUGCCUUCAAUGUAGAGUUGGACAUCCAGUUCCCCAAGAGACCCCAGCUGCUUUGCACACAGCUCCAUACUCUCUCGCUUGGUGAUCAGAAAGUCCAGGAGGAAAAUGAUGAAGGAACACAGCGGUGUCUCUCUCCUGGGGACAUGGUGGAGCUCCAGGUGUCUCUUUCCGAGCAAACCUUGGAUGACAUAGGGAGAACAUCUCUUGGGAGUGCUCUUGGUAUUGAGGGGGAACUUUCAAACAGAGAGGCCAUCAUCACAAUCCCGAUCAUCACCGCCACCACAUCUCAUGAUGGGCCAAGCUCCUUCAGAGAGCCGCUUGGCCAGCGUGGAGUGGUGCUCAGCUCCCCUUCCAUGCUGGGGCAGGUGGAGGUCAUUUUGCAGAAGCAGCCAGCAGCAUCAGGAGCAGGGAGGGGCAUCCUGAAUGUGGGUGGAAGUGUUGGAUCCCAAAGCGAGGGAGAAGAAGGAGGAGGGUGUUGUGAGGGAGUCCCUGGGUCAUUUACUGUCUCAUUUGGAAUUCCCUCAGAAGAGGGGACUGCCACAGAAGAGCAGGACUCUGACUCAGAAGGGGAUCAAGACAAACCCAACAAACACCGGGCCAGGCAUGCCAGGCUCAGGCGAGGCGAGAGUCAGUCAGAGAAGCAGCUGAAGGAGGCCAAGUCCAAAUGUAAACGAAUUGCUCUUCUUCUUACGGCUGCACCGCCCAACCCUAACAACAAGGGGGUGUUGAUGUUCAAGAAACAUCGGCAGAGGGCCAAGAAAUACACACUUGUGAGCUACGGUACAGGAGAAGACGAACCUGACUACAGUGACGAAGAAGACGAGGAAAACGAGGACAACAAGCAAGGGACCCACACUGUUGAAUUUACCCUUCUGGCCCCAAACAAAUCUGAAUCAGACAAGCAGUUUCUUGCUAAUGCCCAAAGUGGAAAAGGUGUGCUGACAAUCAACUUGGACAAGGGUCUGCUUGAGAUUGAAAGGAACUUGAGUAACCAAGAAGAGAUGGAGUGUUUGCCCGAAACCAAGGGAAAGGGCGCCUUGAUGUUUGCCCAACGACGUCUAAGGAUGGAUGAGAUUACUGCUGAACAUGAGGAGCUAAGGCGCCAAGGGAUUCCUGUAGAAGGAGUGGUGGAGGCAGAAAAAAAGAUAGAAGAGCACUCCUACAUGCAGUCCACAACAGAGAGCAAUGCUUAUAUGGAUGUAAAUAUACACCAACAAAGCCAGCAGCAACAACAGUACCAGCAAUAUCAGGAGCAGCAGUACUAUGAACAACAACAAAGCUAUCAACAGCAACAACAGAGCUACCAACAGCAACAAAACUACCAGCAGCAGCAGGAACAACAACAACAACAACAACAACAACAGUAUCAGCAGCAGCAGCAGCAGUAUGAACAACAGCAUUAUCAACAGCAGCAGAUGUAUCAGCAGCGGCAGCAAGAAUAUCAUCAAGAGCAACAGCAAAUGCAGCACUAUUCUACAAACAUCAAUGGCACUGUCCAACACCAAACCAAUGAAAUGCAGAGCUCUUUCAGCAAUCGUUCUGCAAAGCCGUUCUCAGCAGAAAGCAUGGUAAAUACCACUUAUUCUCCUGCAAUGAGUGGGACCAAUCAAGAUUCUAUGGGCCAAGGAGAGCAGAUAGCUUCUCGAGAUGAGCGUAUUUCUACCCCUGCAAUCAAGACUGGCAUUUUGGCGGAUACGAAAAGAAGAAAUGCAGGCAAGCCGAUGUUCACAUUUAAGGAAGCACCAAAGGUAUCACCUAACCCUGUACUGCUAAACCUUCUUAACAGGGGUGAUAAGAAGUUAGGCUUUGAGUCAGGACCUGAGGAGGACUACCUCAGCCUUGGCGCUGAGGCAUGUAAUUUCCUCCAGUCUUCAAGAGGUAAACCCAAGGUUCCUCCACCAGUGGCUCCAAAGCCUAUGAUCAACCCCAACUCUCCUCCUUGGUCCCCACAGAUAGAAAUGACCAACCAGGACAUGCCUCAACAGGCUGAAAAUAGUAUGUCAACACCUGCUGUAGCCCCCACCGCUGAGACUGCCCUUGCUCCAGAACCAGAGCCAACCUCUGCACCUGCCCCCGAGCCCUCCCCUCCUCCUGCCCCCCAGGAGGCUCCUGCCACUAUCACAACAGAGGAACGGCACAUAUGGACUCACCAGCCAGAAUCUCAACAACAACCUUUGCAAGUGCCGACCCAAGAGGAAAACAGUCACAUCAAUGCUACCCAGCAGGCUGAGCAUGCUCCUGUGACAAGCUGGUCUGCAGCACAAGCCCAAGCCCAAGCCCUAGCCCAAGCCAAAGCCCAAGCCCAGGCACAAGCACUAGCACUAGCACAGGCCCAAGCCCAAGCCCAAGCCCAAGCUGAAGCCCAGGCCCAAGCCCAAGCCCAAGCCCAAGCCCAAGCCCAAGCCCAAGCCCAAGCCCAAGCUCAAGCUCAAGCCCUGGCCCAAGCCCAACAACAGCCAUCUACUAAUUCAUGGCACCCAUCUCAAGUGCAGCCACAGGAACCACCUCCAAGUCAGUCACCACCACAGCCACCUUGGGUGACACGUCAGCCUCUGCAGACCCAAGCACAGGUUCAGCCACCCACAAAUACUUGGACCCCUCAAAUUCAGCCAUCCUGGAGUCAGCCUCAAGAGCAACCACAUCCUCAGCAACAGUCUCAGCCACCCUGGACAAACCCUCAUGAGCAUCCAAAUCAGCAGCAAAUGCAAGCAAGUUGGAGUCAGUCUCAAGAACCAACGCGACAGCAGCCCCAGCCCCCAUGGGCACAGCCAUCAUUAACAGAGAGUCAACAACAACCACCAUGGGUGACACAACCACAGCAACAAACCCAGCUUCCUUGGGUUCAACAAGUUCAGCCAGAAUCCCAACCACAACCUCCAUGGGUUCAGCAACCACAGCAUCAGGCUCCUCAACAAGCAUGGCCGCAGGCCCAAGCCCCAGGCCAGCCUCAACCACCUUGGGUUUCAGCACAGCCUCAGCAGCAACAGCAACCUUCAAUGAAUCCAUGGCCUCCAUCACAAGCUCAAGCCCAAGUUCAGCCACCCUGGGCCCAAGCAGCCCAAGCACAGCCUCCAGCUCAACCCCAAGCCAAUUUGAAUCCAUGGGCACCAGUACCUGCACAGCCUGAGUCCCAACCGUCAUGGGCCCAGCAGCCGCCAGAACAUGGACAGCAUCCAAUGAAUACUUGGGCCCAAGAUCAAAACCCUGCUCAACAUCAACCACCUUGGGCUCAACCUGCUCCACCCCAGCCAGCAACAAAUACAUGGCCUUCAGCUCAGACACAGCCUCAGGCACCUGUGAAUACCUGGGCACCACAGGCACAACAGACACCUGUGAAUGCUUCUAUGUCAAUAUUGAACCCCCAUCCUUCUCCAAAACCUUGGAAUCCACCACAGAGUUCCCCCCAAAGCCGGACCCCUCCACCCCCACCACAGCGAAUGCACUCAUUCACCAUUGGUCAAAGAGUUUCAUCACCCAUCAACCCAAUGGCCACUGUCUUAAAUCCAUCAUCCCAAGGUUCAGCUUUUGAGAUGCCAGCGGUUAAAGGAAAAGGAGCUGAUAUGUUUGCAAAGAGGCAGUCUCGCAUGGAGAAGUUUGUUGUGGACUCUGAGACUGUGCAAGCAAACAAGGCAUGCCGGGCAACAUCGCCAGUUGCUUCCUUACCUACUGAGUGGAAGUAUACACCCAAUGCACUUGGCAGGAGCUACUCCCUCUCUCCAUUAGCCAGAGUGCCAACCACCACAGGCCAGAGGUCAGCCUCUUCCUCCCCCAAGCCUCCUUCUUGGGCCUCCUCAACUCCCCAAGCAAGGCAGACACACUGGCCAGAGAAGGGUCACAAAGCCCCAACGCCCUGGGAGGCAGCCUCCCGUCACCCCUUCGGCAUGGUGGAUGAAGCCUUCUCUCACCAGAACCUCCAGCAAACCCUCGCCUCGAACAUCCGCAUGGCAGCCCAGCGUAAGAUUCUGCCUGAGCCACCGGCAGAGUGGAAGGCCAGGGUUUCUUACCAAGCCCCGCAGAAAACAGGCAGCCAGACUUGGAGCCAGAGUCAAAGCUGCAGCCCACGUCGAGCUCCACUUCCAUCAUUUGUGCCCCUGACGAGGAGCACCAUCUCCAGUCCUGGAGGGGGUGCUGGAUACAGGUCUCUGCCCAGACAGUGGCAGCCUAAGAGGUCUUCGACAGAGGGGAACCUGGGGCCAUCAGUGUCCUACUCUGAGCAUAAGAGGCCCUUAGGGAACCAAACUUACAAGCCUAUGUACAGCAGCAACACUUGGAGUUGGAAGCGGGGCAGCCAUGUCACAAUUCUCCACCAUGACGACCAGAGAGAGGAAAAUGCAGGCUGCAGCAAUCUGCAGGGAGAUCCAAGCUCAGGAAGAUGUAGAAAUGGAUCUUGGGAAGAAAGUCAGUAUGCCUAAGGACAUCAUGCUGGAUGAGCUAUCCUUUGCCUCAAACCGGGGCUCCAGACUCUUCAAACAGCGCCAGAGACGAUCAGAAAAGUACACGUUUGAAAGCAUCCAGAACCAAAACAACAAA